Messenger RNA from Nematostella vectensis (starlet sea anemone), 2680 nucleotides. Its product is annotated as SH3 and PX domain-containing protein 2A. Gene Ontology annotation, biological process: superoxide anion generation. Gene Ontology annotation, molecular function: superoxide-generating NADPH oxidase activator activity; protein binding; phosphatidylinositol binding. NCBI's taxonomy places the organism in Eukaryota, Metazoa, Cnidaria, Anthozoa, Actiniaria, Edwardsiidae. The record is from RefSeq and is a predicted model, not a curated record. The coding region runs from base 51 to 2108 and encodes 685 amino acids. The transcript is spliced from 20 exons.
UUGCGAACACACUUUUACCACAAAGAUCAAGGCUUGAAAUCUUUGACACGAUGCAAGAAUCAAAUUCGCAACUACGAAUCGAGGACGUCAAAGUCACUUCGGUAGAGAAGCGCAAACGCCACGGCAGCAAAAACUUUGAAUUUGUUCUGAGCGUUCGUUGGUCCAGUGGAGUAGAGAACAUUAUAUAUCGUCAGUAUAGCAUGUUCUUUGACCUUCAGGAAGGACUCAAACUCAUUCUGCAAGACAAGUACCAAGUAGCCAUUCCAGAUUUACCAGUUCCCAAAGUUCCUGGGCGCGCCCUCUUUUCGUCAGUAGCCAAGAAGGAAUGCAGAGUUGUUGAGGAGUUUUGUCAGAGAAUCAUCCAUCUACCGAGUACAGUAUCAGCGUCUGAAAUAGUGCUAAAGUUUUUCAGUGAAUGGGGUACAGAUGCAGUGAACAAUCAGAACCAGUCGCCCAACAACCGAACUCAACAAGCACGACAAUCUAAGGACAAACACGAGGAGCACGUGUUGGAUCACGUGACGGAUAAUGUGGUUGAGAGGUACCGUGCUGUGGCGAGGUACAUGGCCAGUAGCAGUGGAGAGAUGACUCUUGGCGAGGGCGAGGUGGUUACAGUGAUAGAAAAAAAUCUGACAGGAUGGUGGCUUGUCGCUAAUGAUCGCGGUCAGCACGGGUUCGCUCCUGCCACCUUCCUCGACCCGCUAGACCCAACGCGUGCUUGUGAAGCGGAGGAAUGGGUCGAUUAUGAUGGAGAUACGAGGCUUUGGAGGUCUAUUGAGGCAUACACGGCGCAGAGUGAGGAUGAAGUCAGUUACGGCAUCGGGGAAGAGAUGGAAGUCAUUGCAACCAGUAACUGUGGCUGGUGGAAAGUAAGAUGCCAUGGUAAAGUAGGAGUUACACCCGCGUCAAACUUAACACCUAAACAAGAUGAAGCGGAAACCACAGAGGUCGAGUACGCCACAAUCAGGGAUAGGGUAGCGUCGUUCACGGUAACGAGUCCUAUCUACGCUAGUAUAAAAAGGCCCCCGCCACGAAGAGACUCGUCAAGAAAGAAAGAUGUGGUCUCACGCCCACCGCUGAGCAAUGAUGAAAGUGUCGUCGCAUAUGCCACUGUGGAGAUCUUGCAAGGGCCUCCCUCCUAUUCAAAAAGCAAUGAAAAUGUCCCUGAAUAUGCCACAGUUAUCCCAAAACAUUUAAGAAAAAAGAGGACGGAUGCUUUGGUGGAAGAUAAGAAGGAAGCCGAAAGUGUUCUAUCGGUCCCUCCUCCCCUUGUCAACCCGCAGGACAGCGAUGGAACCACAAUCCAGAAAAGCGUGUGGCAGCGGAGUCGUUCUCAAGGCGAUGAUGGCUUUGUCGGUAGCCAUGGUUACUUAAACGUUUCACAUGGUCUAGACGUGAUGCUUGAUCUCUAUGAGACUGUCACAUGUUAUAAGGCGCCCGCCGAUAGACCUGAAGACCUGAGUCUGGCUGGGGGCAUCAUUGUGCGGGCGCUUAGUCGGGAUGGCCCUUUCUAUCUCGUGUCUACAAUAGAGUUCCCGUCUCGGCAAGGCUGGGUACCAGAUUACGUACUGAAAAAGAAAACUAAAACGAGCGGACACCGGAGGUCACGUAGCGUCAGUGACCUACACUCUCAUAUAGUCGAGAUUACAGAAGACCAAAGACUGCCUGAAGCCCACGCCCGGGCGCCUGCGCCAACAACAAGGAAAAAGUGCGAUGCACCUCGUCACCACUCCUUUGACGUCGGUAUGACAGAGGUUCCGUACGAGGAGAUGGAUGCCUUCUCGGCCAAAAACGAAGGUACUCAAACAUGGUUCCAUGGGAAGAUGAAGCGGCGGGAUUGCGAAGAUGUAAUGCUUAAGCACGCCAACGAGCUCGAGUUUCUUGUACGAGAAAGUCAACAAAAGUUUGCAUCAUUUGUGCUGUCAGUAAAAUACUCUGGAAAAAUUCGACAUUUUCCAAUCGAGUUGACCCCGAGUAAAAGGUUCGUGAUUGGGAAACAUGCAUUCGGAAGCCUAAAAGAAAUCGUGGACUUCUACAGAUCAAACCCACUCUUCUACACGCAAAGCAAGACCCCAGUCUUUCUCGGCUUACCUUUCAAGGAUAGUUAGCGGUACUGUUCCCAUACUAACACGUCUUUACCCUGUGUUGCAAACACAUCUAUACCAAUUUCCUAAUCCAGCACAUCAGUAACAUGUCCCAUUUCCAACACAUCUGGGGCCUGUUCCUGGAAAGCAGGUUAGCGCUAACCCAGGGAUAAAUACGGUAAAUAUCUUGACAUUUGAUUGGAUAACAGGAGCAUUCAUCCUAGAUUAGCGCUAACCUGCUUCCCAGGAUCCGGCUCCUGUACCAUAUUCCUAUUCCCAAUUGAUACCUUGUUCCUAUUCCAACACAUCUAUACCAUUUUUCUAUUCCAACACAUCUACUCUCUGUACCAUACACAACAACAUAGGCUACUUUGUGGCUGUGAAUAAUCCGUGAUCAAUAUUGGCCGCCCAAUUUAGCGACUAGUAACCGAGAGCCAAUACAUCAUCUUUGCAUCUAUUAGUAUAGAGGUCACGCGCCAAAUUAGAUUUACAGUUUCACCCACAAAAACAACUGUAAUUAAAAAAAGGAUAUAUAUUUUAAAAGCGGAGCAAAAAUUGUUAAAAUCUAUACUGAUGAAUAAAGAUAUGUAUAUAUA